AUGCCAAUCAUGAAAGGGCUUCUUGCCCCACAGAACACCUUCCUGGAUGCCAUCGCUAAGCGUUUUGACGGCACCCACAGCAACUUCCUGUUGGGAAAUGCACAGGGUUGCCGUGGAUACCCCAUCGUGUAUUGCUCCGAUGGCUUCUGCGAGCUCACGGGGUUCGGGCGAACAGAGGUCAUGCAGAAGACAUGCAAGUGUCACUUCCUGUACGGCCCAGAGACCAGCGAACGGGUCACCCAGCAGCUGGAGAAGAUCCUGGAGGGCCAGCGAGAGUACCAGACCGAAGUCCACUUCUACAGGAAGACCGGAAGCCCAUUCUGGUGUCUCUUGGACAUAGUGCCAAUAAAGAACGAGAAAGGAGAAGUAGUUCUCUUUCUGUUUUCCUUCAAGGACAUCAGUGACUCAUAUGGGAAGACUCACCACACUACCCAUAGAGAUGCAGGUAUAUCUGAGGACGAGUGUCAGAGUAUGAAGGCUGGCAGCUCGCCCCUCAGCCGGGCACGUGAACGUGGGAGGAGCGUUCUGUACCAGCUCACCAGCCAGUUCACCAGCAAGAACAAAGGGAAGCUGGCAAAUAAUGUGUUCCGCGGACCGUCCCUUCCAGAGUACAAGGUGGCUUCAGUGAAGAAAUCACGCUUUAUCCUGCUGCACUACAGCCUGAGCAAGGCAUUGUGGGACUGGCUGAUCCUCUUCGCCACCUUCUAUGUGGCUGUGACGGUUCCGUACAAUGUGUGCUUCUCAACGCCCGAAGACAGUGACCAUGGCAACAAUGACUGUGAUUCCACUUCCCGGAGCACUAUAGUCAGUGACAUUGCUGUGGAGUUGCUCUUCAUACUAGACAUUGUGCUGAACUUUCGCACCACCUAUGUGAGUCAGUCGGGUCAGGUGGUCUACGACGCCCGCUCCAUCUGCCUGCAUUACCUAGCCACCUGGUUCGUCCUGGACGUCAUCGCAGCCCUGCCGUUUGACCUGCUCUAUGCUCUCAACAUCACUGUUACAUCUUUGGUGCACCUGCUGAAGACGGUGCGUCUGCUGCGUUUGCUGCGGCUGCUGCAGAAGCUGGACCGCUACUCCCAGUACAGCUCCGUGGUGCUGACCCUGCUCAUGUGCGUCUUCGCCCUGCUGGCCCACUGGCUGGCCUGCGUCUGGUACGUCAUCGGCUACAAGCAGCUCGAGAGCAAUGACCCGCUCACCUGGGAUAUAGGCUGGCUGCAGGAGCUGGGGAAGCGUUUGGAGGCCCCGUACACUAACGGCACCACGGGGGGUCCGUCCAUGCAGAGCGCCUACAUCGCCUCGCUCUACUUCACCCUGAGCAGCCUGACCAGCGUGGGCUUCGGCAACGUGUGCGCCAACACGGACGCAGAGAAGGUCUUCUCCAUCUGCACCAUGCUGAUCGGGGCCCUGAUGCACGCGGUGGUGUUUGGGAACGUGACGGCCAUCAUCCAGCGCAUGUACUCGCGGCGCUCGCAGUACCACACGCGCAUGAAGGACCUGAAGGACUUCAUCAGGGUGCACCGGCUGCCCCAGCAGCUCAAGCAGCGCAUGCUCGAGUACUUCCAGGCCACCUGGUCCGUCAACAACGGAAUCAAUGCCAACGAGCUGCUGCACGACUUCCCGGAUGAGCUGCGUGCCGACAUCGCCAUGCACCUGAACAAGGACAUCCUGCAGCUGCCGCUCUUCUCCUCAGCCAGCAGGGGGUGCUUGCGCUCCCUCUCGCUCCACAUCAAGACGUCGUUCUGCGCCCCCGGAGAGUACCUCAUUCGCCACGGCGACGCGCUCCACGCCCAGCACUUCGUCUGCUCAGGGUCGCUGGAGGUCCUGAAGGACGGCAUGGUGCUUGCCAUAUUAGGUAAGGGAGACCUGAUCGGCGCAGACAUCCCCGGGCAGGAGCAGGUGAUCAAGACCAACGCAGACGUGAAGGCGCUGACCUACUGCGACCUGCAGUACAUCAGCAUCCGCGCGCUGCAGGAGGUGCUGGAGCUGUACCCGGAGUACGGCCACCGCUUCACCGCCGACAUCCACCACAACCUCACCUACAACCUGAGAGAGGGUAUGACGAGGUUCUCUCGCUCUCCUCGACUUUCACAGGUACCAAAGCUCCCCUUUAUCAUUAAGUCUGAGGAAGAGGAUGACCUCAUCAAGGACACUGGGUUCUCCUCCUCACCUGGCCGAUUGCCCCUGCACUCCAGUUUGGGCAGCCCCUGUCGACAGUCCUCCCUGACCACCAUGUUGGGGGAGGAGCUACGCCACAUGAACAUGCUCCGCCACUGCCGCUCGCCCACUCAGGGCUUCCGAGGUCGGAGUCCCUCCCCCCAGCCAGCCAAAGAGGAGCUGUCCCCCAACCACUCCACCAACAGCAGCUCAUGCCAGAGGCCAGCCAAACUGCUCAUCCCAUCCCUGACCUGUGUGAGCCCACUGGACCUGAGCCCCAGAGUUGUUGAUGGCAUUGAGGAUAAUGGGAGAGCUUUUCACUUCAAUGUGGAGCAAUCUGCAGGUUCUGCCAACACAGGAGUCAAAGACCCUUACCAGGUGAGCGCCAACCUGCUGCUGGAAACCGAGGAUGUCAGACAGAGUGUCAACCAAAUCAACAAAGAGAUAAGUCAUAUGAAUCAGGAGGUGUCCAAUUUGACUAAGGAGCUCCAUGAGAUGAUGCACUUUCUCCAGACUCACGUCACCCUGCCACACUUCCACUCGCCCCUGUCCUCCUUCCCUUCCUUCGGACUCCAAGUGGUGCCCACUCCCUCGGUGAGCAGCACCCUGGCUGCCACAGCUCCAGACUGGCAGCCCCGGAUGCCAGUGAACAUGCCCACUGGUCCCGCAUGUGUUCACCCAGACUCCUUGACCAGGGACAGCCUGGCCCACAGGGGUAUGUGGGGCUGUGGUGGAAACACUGCCCAGGUCAGGGCGUCCGUGGUGGGCCAGGAGGGAGAGACGGCUAGCCAGCAUCCACCCAACAGUCCGCAGUCCCCCUGUCCACACACCUCUUGCUGCUCGGACAGGGACCAGGCUGCGGGGCUUGGAGCGGACACCCAGCAGAGUCCCUUUCAGACCUCCAGGACAACGCCGAAUUCUCCCUAUCUGAGCCAGCAACAUGCCCAGCCAGCACCAACCCGACUGGGCCUCAGCCUCUGCAGCUCUGGGCUGAUGCAGCCAAUUAGCUUUGGCGGCUCAGUGGCAGCCCCAAGCCCUUCACACCCCAUUUACUCCCAUGGCAACCUCAGCCGGUCCCACCCAUCCCUUAGUUUACCAGUGACCCCUGAACUCUUGAGACCACACUCCGGAAUCCCUACCCCGAUCCACACCUCCCUUACACCGAUGGGGCAGUCUCAGCUCCAUACUGUCGUCAGCCCUCUGAUGCACACUGGGAUUUGUAGUCCUGGUUCUAGUCUCGAGCUGUUGCUGGGCCAUGGGCACCCAGCUGGAUCCAGACAAAACAACCUUGUGGGUUCUAGUCCAGUCCGCACGCCCCCAUCCUCCUCCACAGCAGAACCACCUACAUCAGAGAACAUUGAAACAUCUGGAAUGUAA
Messenger RNA from Sardina pilchardus (European sardine), 3531 nucleotides. RefSeq names its product potassium voltage-gated channel, subfamily H (eag-related), member 4a (gene kcnh4a). Gene Ontology annotation, biological process: regulation of membrane potential; potassium ion transmembrane transport. Bases 1 to 3531 code for a protein of 1176 amino acids. NCBI's taxonomy places the organism in Eukaryota, Metazoa, Chordata, Actinopteri, Clupeiformes, Clupeidae. The transcript is spliced from 16 exons. The record is from RefSeq and is a predicted model, not a curated record. Gene Ontology annotation, molecular function: voltage-gated potassium channel activity. Gene Ontology annotation, cellular component: plasma membrane.